AUGCAGGAGGAGUUCUUGCACCUCAAGCAGGGGUCUCUGUCGGUGCAGGAUUAUCACAAGCGCUUUAUGGAGUUAGCCCGCUUUGCCCCUGUGCUAGUUCUGACCAAGGUAAGUAAGGUCGAGAUGUUUGUGGCUGGGCUCAACCUAGAUACUCAGAUGGCGCUGGUAUUGUUCAAGUUUCGCACCUUGAGCGAGGCAUAUAGUAGCGCAAUGGACCAUUAUCGGGUGUUGUCGAUCCGGCGGGCAGUGCAAGAUCGGGCCAAUAGACCUGGUGAGGGUGGUGGCGCAUCAGAUUCCAAGAGGCAUAGGUUGGUUGGUCCCGGUCCUAUGAGGAACUUGCAUAAAGGUAGUGCUAGUGGUGGAGGUACAUCACGAUCUGCGGUGGGGCAGGGGACUAGAAGUGAUGGGGCUAAGGAGAGGCAUUUUCAUUGUAGGAGGUGCGGGAAGGAUCACAUUGGGAGAGAUUGUAACGGGUUCUUGGUUAAGUGCUUCAGCUGUGGCCAGAGGGGUCAUAGGGCCUUUGAGUGUGCAUCCGGGAGUGGAGGACCGUCUAAUCCUAGACCUGGUGGGACCGGUGGAGCACAAACUUCGACCCAGCCUCAGAAAGAAGCUGAAGGCAAGGAUGGGAGUACACUGAGGGGUAGUUAG
Molecule: messenger RNA, 648 nt
Organism: Ipomoea triloba (trilobed morning glory)
Lineage: Eukaryota; Viridiplantae; Streptophyta; Magnoliopsida; Solanales; Convolvulaceae
Exons: 1
Coding region: 1-648 (215 amino acids)
Molecular function (GO): nucleic acid binding; zinc ion binding
Source: RefSeq, a predicted model, not a curated record